AUGUUUUCAUACAAAGCCUACCCAAAUGAGUCCGAAUGUGAGAAAGUUGCUGCAGCUUUGAUUGCCAAGCAUACUUGUCUCACUGAGGCCACAGGCGCUGAUGAAGAUCUUGAAACAGAGAGGCAGCAGCUUGUGGAUGAAGUGAAGAAGAAAAAUAUGAACCUGGACCUAGUCAACACCAAAAUGGACCUCACUUUUUCCCUGAGAAGAAAGGAGAUUGUCAUGGAUGAACCACUGGUCUCUGUAGUCCAACAGAGAUGGCCAGGCCUUUUCAUAGAGCAACAGGUAUAUGCAGAAUUUUAUCGCAUUACCCAGGUGCAAUUGAAAGAAACAUUUCUGACAUCCUUGGACAAGUAUUCGACAGCUCUGAUCAAAAUGUACAGAGCAAAAGGAGGCAAGACAGCACAUGAAUUGAAAUCACUUUUAGAAUUACUAGAUGAACAGACAAUGGAUGUUACCACACACAAGAGGGCAACGGUUCUACAAGGACUACCUCUGUACUUAAGAGAAUACAAGAAGUUAUCAACAACAUGUCAUGAUACAGACUCCCUUCAAAUAUAUACAAAUGAAAUGAAGAUAGGAAUAUUGGAGGUUGUGAGGCACCAUGAGACCCAUCCGGGAGCUGCACCAAUGAAUGUGGCUGUGGUGAUAGAAGGUCAAGUAGUAAUUGAAGAGCUUGUUGACUUCACAACUGCAUUUGUCAUACUUGUUGGUCUUCUGUAUGCUCUAAACAUUCAGUACCCAAAAGAACUGAAAUACACUUUUGAAACAGUGCAGAAGGUGUUUCUAAAUAUUGGAGACUCAUACUCACAUAGAGUAUUGUCACUCAAAAAUAUGCUGCAUAAAUGUUAGACAAAUGUGUCUCAAAUCUGCAGAAU
Polypterus senegalus (gray bichir) is the source of this 878-nucleotide messenger RNA. RefSeq lists its product as uncharacterized. NCBI's taxonomy places the organism in Eukaryota, Metazoa, Chordata, Cladistia, Polypteriformes, Polypteridae. The coding region runs from base 1 to 852 and encodes 283 amino acids. The transcript has 5 exons. The record is from RefSeq and is a predicted model, not a curated record.